This is a messenger RNA of Lipotes vexillifer (Yangtze River dolphin), 4632 nucleotides long. RefSeq names its product ATP binding cassette subfamily C member 1 (ABCC1 blood group) (gene ABCC1). Lineage: Eukaryota; Metazoa; Chordata; Mammalia; Artiodactyla; Lipotidae. Gene Ontology annotation, biological process: glutathione transmembrane transport; xenobiotic transport. The record is from RefSeq and is a predicted model, not a curated record. The coding region runs from base 1 to 4632 and encodes 1543 amino acids. The transcript is spliced from 31 exons. Gene Ontology annotation, molecular function: ATP binding; ATP hydrolysis activity; glutathione transmembrane transporter activity. Gene Ontology annotation, cellular component: basolateral plasma membrane.
AUGCUGCUGCUGCUGCUGCUGACGGUGGUGAUGACGAUGGCCGUGAUGGCCUUGCUGUUGGUGCUGAUGAAAGUGAUCACGAUAGUGGAGUGGAAUGUCACGUGGAACACCAGCAGCCCCGACUUCACCAAGUGCUUUCAGAACACCGUCCUCGUGUGGGUGCCUUGCUCUUACCUUUGGGCCUGCUUCCCCUUCUACGUCCUCUAUCUCUCCCGCCAUGACUGGGGCUACAUUCAGAUGACACAUCUCAACAAAGCCAAAACUGCCUUGGGAUUUUUGCUAUGGAUUGUCUGCUGGGCAGACCUCUUCUACUCUUUCUGGGAAAGAAGUUUGGGCAAGCUCCUGGCCCCAGUGUUUCUGGUCAGCCCAACCCUCUUGGGCAUCACCAUGCUGCUUGCUACCUUUUUAAUUCAGAUCGAGAGAAGGAGGGGAGUUCAGUCCUCAGGGAUCAUGCUCACUUUCUGGCUUAUAGCCCUACUGUGUGCCCUGGCCAUCCUGAGAUCCAAAAUCAUGACUGCCUUAAAAGAGGAUGCCCAAGUCGACGUCUUUCGCGAUGUCACUUUCUACAUUUACUUUUCCCUCGUGCUGAUCCAGCUUGUGUUGUCCUGCUUCUCAGACCGCUCACCCCUGUUCUCCGAAACCAUCCACGAUCCCAAUCCUUGCCCAGAAUCCAGCGCCUCCUUCCUUUCCAGGAUCACCUUCUGGUGGAUCACAGGGAUGAUGGUCCAGGGCUACCGCCAACCCCUGGAGAGCACUGACCUCUGGUCCCUGAAUAAGGAGGACACGUCAGAACAAGUUGUGCCCGUUUUGGUAAAGAACUGGAAGAAGGAAUGUGCGAAGUCCAGAAAACAGCCGGUGAAGAUCGUGUACUCCUCCAAGGAUCCCGCCAAGCCGAAAGGGAGUUCCAAGGUGGAUGUGAACGAGGAGGCCGAGGCUUUGAUCAUCAAGUCCCCCCAGAAGGAUUGGAACCCGUCCCUGUUCAAGGUGUUAUACAAGACCUUUGGGCCCUACUUCCUCAUGAGCUUCUUGUUCAAGGCUGUGCACGACCUGAUGAUGUUUACCGGCCCAGAGAUCUUAAAGUUGCUCAUCAGCUUCGUGAACGACAGGAAGGCGCCAGGCUGGCAGGGCUACUUCUACACGGCGCUGCUGUUCGUCAGCGCCUGCCUGCAGACCCUCGUGCUGCACCAGUACUUCCACAUCUGCUUCGUCAGCGGCAUGCGGAUCAAGACCGCCGUCGUCGGGGCUGUGUACCGGAAGGCCCUGGUGAUCACCAAUUCAGCCAGAAAAUCGUCCACCGUCGGGGAGAUCGUCAACCUCAUGUCUGUGGAUGCCCAGAGGUUCAUGGACCUGGCCACGUACAUUAACAUGAUCUGGUCAGCUCCUCUGCAAGUCAUCCUUGCCCUCUACCUCCUGUGGCUGAACCUGGGCCCCUCCGUUCUGGCUGGAGUGGCUGUGAUGAUCUUCAUGGUUCCCCUCAAUGCAGUGAUGGCCAUGAAGACCAAGACCUACCAGGUGGCCCACAUGAAGAGCAAAGACAAUCGGAUUAAGCUGAUGAAUGAAAUUCUGAAUGGGAUCAAAGUGCUAAAGCUUUACGCCUGGGAGCUGGCAUUCAAAGACAAGGUACUGGCCAUCAGGCAGGAGGAGCUGAAGGUGCUGAAGAAAUCUGCCUACCUGGCCGCCGUGGGGACCUUCACCUGGGUCUGCACACCUUUCCUGGUGGCCUUGUGUACGUUUGCCGUCUACGUGACCAUCGACAAGAACAACAUCCUGGAUGCCCAGAAGGCCUUCGUGUCCUUGGCCUUGUUCAACAUCCUUCGCUUCCCCCUGAAUAUUCUCCCCAUGGUCAUCAGCAGCAUCGUGCAGGCGAGUGUCUCCCUCAAGCGCCUCAGGAUCUUCCUCUCCCACGAGGAGCUGGAGCCCGACAGCAUCCAGCGAUGGCCCAUCAAAGACGCUGGGGCCACAAACAGCAUCACCGUGAAGAAUGCCACGUUCACUUGGGCCAGGAGUGACCCUCCCACACUGCAUGGCAUCACUUUCUCCAUUCCGGAAGGUUCCCUGGUGGCCGUGGUGGGCCAGGUGGGCUGUGGGAAGUCGUCUCUGCUCUCAGCGCUCUUGGCUGAGAUGGACAAGGUGGAGGGACACGUGGCUAUCAAGGGUUCAGUGGCCUACGUCCCCCAGCAGGCCUGGAUUCAGAAUGUUUCUCUCCGAGAAAACAUCCUUUUUGGACGCCAGCUACAGGAACGGUAUUAUAAGGCUGUGAUAGAAGCCUGUGCCCUCCUCCCAGACCUGGAAAUCCUGCCCAGUGGGGACCGGACAGAGAUUGGUGAGAAGGGCGUGAACCUGUCUGGCGGCCAGAAGCAACGCGUGAGCCUGGCCCGGGCCGUGUAUUGCGACGCCGACAUCUACCUCUUUGACGAUCCCCUCUCGGCAGUGGACGCCCAUGUGGGGAAGCACAUAUUUGAAAACGUGGUUGGCCCCAAGGGGAUGCUGAAGAACAAGACGCGGAUCCUGGUCACGCACGGCAUCAGCUACCUGCCCCAGGUGGACGUCAUCAUCGUCAUGAGUGGUGGCAAGAUCUCCGAGAUGGGCUCCUACCAGGAGCUGCUGGCCCGGGACGGGGCCUUUGCCGAAUUCCUGCGCACGUAUGCCAGCGCCGAGCAGGAGCAGGGGGAGCCCGACGACGGCUUAGCAGGUGUUGGCAGGCCAGGGAAGGAGGUGAAGCAGGUGGAGAACGGCAUACUGGUGACAGACGCUCUGGGGAAGCAACUGCAGAGACAGCUCAGCAGCUCCUCCUACGGCGGGGAUGUCAGCCGGCACCACACCAGCACCGCGGAGCUGCAGAAGCCCAGGCCCGUGGAGGAGGACACCUGGAAGCUGAUGGAGGCAGACAAGGCUCAGACUGGGCAGGUCAAGCUCUCCGUGUACUGGGACUACAUGAAGGCGAUAGGACUUUUCAUCUCCUUUCUGAGCAUCUUCCUUUUCCUGUGUAACCACGUUGCUUCUCUGGCCUCUAACUAUUGGCUCAGUCUCUGGACUGAUGACCCCAUCGUCAAUGGGACCCAGGAGCACACGAAAGUCCGGCUGAGCGUCUAUGGAGCCCUGGGCAUUUCUCAAGGUAUCACAGUGUUCGGCUACUCCAUGGUGGUGUCCGUCGGGGGCAUCUUCGCCUCGCGCCGCCUGCACCUGGACCUGCUGCAUAACGUCCUCAGGUCGCCCAUGAGCUUCUUUGAGCGGACCCCCAGCGGGAACCUGGUGAACCGCUUUUCCAAGGAGCUGGACACGGUGGACUCGAUGAUCCCGCAGGUCAUCAAGAUGUUCAUGGGCUCCCUGUUCAAUGUCAUUGGCGCCUGCAUCAUCAUCCUGCUGGCCACUCCCAUGGUGGCCGUCAUCAUCCCGCCCCUGGGCCUCAUCUACUUCUUUGUCCAGAGGUUCUACGUGGCCUCCUCCCGGCAGCUGAAGCGCCUCGAGUCAGUCAGCCGCUCCCCGGUUUAUUCCCACUUCAACGAGACCUUGCUGGGGGUCAGCGUCAUCCGCGCCUUCGAGGAACAGGAGCGCUUCAUCCGCCAGAGCGACCUGAAGGUGGACGAGAACCAGAAGGCCUAUUACCCCAGCAUCGUGGCCAACAGGUGGCUGGCUGUGCGGCUAGAGUGUGUAGGCAACUGCAUUGUCCUGUUUGCUGCCCUGUUUGCAGUGAUCUCCCGGCACAGUCUCAGUGCUGGCUUGGUGGGCCUCUCGGUGUCUUACUCACUGCAGGUCACCACAUACUUGAACUGGCUUGUUCGGAUGUCGUCCGAGAUGGAGACCAACAUUGUGGCCGUGGAGAGACUCAAGGAGUAUUCAGAGACUGAGAAGGAGGCUCCCUGGCGAAUCCAGGAGAUGGCACCCCCCAGCAACUGGCCCCAGGUGGGCCGAGUGGAGUUCCGAGACUACGGCCUGCGUUACCGAGAGGACCUGGACCUGGUUCUCAAGCACAUCAAUGUCACCAUCGAUGGAGGGGAGAAGGUUGGCAUCGUGGGGCGGACAGGAGCCGGGAAGUCAUCCCUGACCCUGGGCUUGUUUCGUAUCAACGAGUCUGCCGAGGGAGAGAUCAUCAUUGACGAUGUCAACAUUGCCAAGAUCGGCCUGCACGACCUCCGCUUCAAGAUCACCAUCAUCCCCCAGGACCCCGUUUUGUUUUCGGGCUCCCUCCGCAUGAACCUGGACCCAUUCAGCCAGUAUUCGGAUGAAGAGGUCUGGACGUCUCUGGAGCUGGCCCACCUGAAGGGCUUCGUGUCGGCCCUUCCCCAUAAGCUGAACCACGAGUGCGCAGAAGGCGGGGAGAACCUCAGCGUCGGGCAGCGCCAGCUUGUCUGCCUGGCCCGGGCCCUGCUGAGGAAGACGAAGAUCCUUGUGUUGGAUGAGGCCACGGCGGCUGUGGACCUGGAAACGGACGACCUCAUUCAGUCCACCAUCCGGACGCAGUUUGACGACUGUACCGUCCUCACCAUUGCUCACCGGCUCAACACCGUCAUGGACUACACAAGGGUGAUUGUCCUGGACAAAGGGGAGAUCCGGGAGUGUGGUCCCCCCUCCGGCCUCCUGCAGCAGAGAGGUCUCUUCUACAGCAUGGCCAGAGACGCUGGCUUGGUGUGA